Molecule: messenger RNA, 3031 nt
Organism: Nerophis ophidion (straightnose pipefish)
Lineage: Eukaryota; Metazoa; Chordata; Actinopteri; Syngnathiformes; Syngnathidae
Product: zinc finger protein 664-like
Exons: 4
Coding region: 147-722 (191 amino acids)
Biological process (GO): regulation of transcription by RNA polymerase II
Molecular function (GO): RNA polymerase II cis-regulatory region sequence-specific DNA binding; DNA-binding transcription factor activity
Source: RefSeq, a predicted model, not a curated record
UAUGAUCACUGCAGCCAGACAUUUGAGGACAAAUAAUCGAAGUCUGAAAGAGUGAAAAAAAACAUUUAAAUGUUGAAAUAAUUGAUAGGGAAUCGAUAAAUGUGUGCAGUGACGAAAUAAAAUAAAUCAAGUGACUUGACAAAUCGAUGGCGUCGUACGAGGAGGAACUUUCUAGAACCAACGAGGAAAAGGAGCGACGUCGACAACAGGCAGCUGUUAGCAAGACUCCAAAUGUGCUACACAUUGAAGACUACCAACAGCCCCCUCACAUUAAAGAAGAAGAUAAAGAACUCUGUACCAAUCUGGAGGUGGUGUGUCUGCCGGGACCUGAAGAGGCUGAUUUCUUCAAGUUGCCACUGAGUGGUGUCUCUGGGAAGACUGACGACCAUGAAGAGCAACCACUUGAGUCCUCACAGCUUCGCAUCAGUCCAAACAUGAGCGGAGAGCUUGCGUCGUUCCUGCUGCACCUGUCAAAGAGGCAGCUGCGACUCUCUUGCCUCCUCCCACCGGCCGCCCCCGACCGUCGGAUGCUUCCACCGUGGAGGAGGGGGAAAAAAAUACAACUCAGCCUGGCUGCCUUCGCCUCGUCGAGAAACGUGGCUUCCCUCGGAGACACUGGCGGUCACCACACCCAUGGCCACACCCCUCUGACUUUCAGACAUCCAGCAGCUGUUUUGUCAUCAAGAAGAACCUCCCCCGGAGUUGCAGGGGGGCAGGUCUAGUUUGGAGCAAGAGGAUCCACAACCCCCCCACUGUAAAGAGGAAGAGGAGGACCUCUGGAUCACGCAGGAGGGAAAAUAUAUUUUAGGGCCGGAGGAGGCUGAUCUCACCAAGUUGCCACUGACUGUUGUCUCUGUGAAGAUUGAAGAUGAUGAACAUGAAGCACAAGCAGACCACCUCUUAGCUCCAAUGUCAGAUAGUGAAGACACAGCGUCACACUCUCCUGAGGAGGAAGACACCCAAGAACCUUUGAGCAGCGAUACCGGCUGUGAAGGUGAUAUAGGGACUCAAACUGACAAACACUCUGAAAAGAAGACAGUUAAAAAACGUGUGAGCUGCUCAGUUUGUGAUAAAAGAUUUCCUUUUAAGAGGGAUUUGACUCCACACAUGCGGACGCACACGGGGGAAAAACCUUUUAGUUGUUCAGUUUGCGGUAAAGGAUUCUCUCGAAAGGGGAAUUUGGCUCGACACAUGCAGACGCACACCAGAGAAAAACCUUUUAUUUGCUCAGUUUGUGGUAAAAGCUUUUCUCACAAGCACAAUUUGACUCAACACGUGUGGACACACACAGGCAAAAAGUCAUUUAGUUGUUCAGUUUGUGGUCAAAGGUUCUGUCAAAAGUCAAACAUGGUAAUACACAUGAGAACACACACGGGAGAAAAAUCCUUUGGUUGUUCAGUUUGUGGACAAAGAUUCUCUCAAAAGUCAAACAUGGAAAUACACAUGAGAACUCAUACUGGAGAAAAGCCUUUUGAUUGUUUAGUUUGUGGUAACAAAUUUACUCUGAAGAGUAAUUUGACUCGGCACAUGCAGAUUCACACUCGAGAAAAACAUUUUAGCUGCUCAGUUUGUGCCAGAACCUUUUACUAUAAGCACAAUUUAACUCAACACAUGUGGACUCACACAGGCGGGUAAUUCUUUGGUGUUUCAGUUUGUGUUUAAAGAUUCUCUCAAAUAUGGUAAUAAUGCACACGGGAAGACAAUUGGGCGAAAAUGGUUUCAGUUUAUGACAUACUUGCCUACCCUCCCGGAUUUUCCGGGAGACUCCCGAAAUUCAGCGCCUCUCCCGAAAACCUCUCGGGACAAAUUUUCUGCCGAAAUUCAGCCGGAGCUGGAGGUCACGCCCCCUCCAGCUCCAUGCGGACCUGAGUGACGUGUCGACAGCCUGUUUUCACGUCCGCUUUCCCACAAUACAAACAGAAUGCCUGCCCAAUGACAUUAUAACUGUAGAAUGAUCGAGGGCAAGUUCUUGGUUUCUUAUGUGGGUUUAUUGUUAGGCAGUCUCAUUAACGUCCUCCCAGCGCGGCAACAACACACAACAACAGCAGUCACGUUUUUGUCUACCGUAAAGCAGUUCAUCUGCUGUAAACAGCAAUAUUGUGACACUCUUAAACAGGACAAUACUGCCAUCUACUGUGCAUCCAUAUGUGACAAUAACAUCUACGGCUUUUAGAGCAGUGGUUCUCAACCUUUUUUCAGAGAUGUACCCCCUGUCAACUUUUUUUUAAUUCAAGUACCCCCUAAUCAGAGCACAGCAUUUUUAGUUGAAAAAAAAAAGAUAAAGAAGUAAAAUACAGCACUAUGUCAUCAGUUUCUGAUUUAUUAAAUUGUAUAACAGUGCAAAAUAUUGCUCAUUUGUAGUGGUCUUUCUUGAACUAUUUGGAAAAAAAGAUAUAAAAAUAACUAAAAACUUGUUGAAAAAUAAACAAGUGAUUCAAUUAUAAAUAAAGAUUUCUACACAUACUGCGAUGAGGUGGCAACUUGUCCAGGGUGUACGCCGCCUUCCACCCGAUUGUAGCUGAGAUAGGCACCAGCGCCCCCCGCGACCCCAAAUGGAAUAAGCGGUAGAAAAUGCAUGGAGGGAUAACUGUAAAUAUACUCCACUCCUCUUAACCACGCCCACAACAACGCCCCGCCUCCAGCCAUGCCCAACCCCCAACCACGCCCCCCACCCCACUCCCGAAAUCGGAGGUCUCAAGGUUGGCAAAUAUGGUUUAUGAGCAAAGUUAUUCUUGAGAAAACACUGCUAAAUAUGUUCCCUCCUAAUCAAUUUGGGCUAAGAGAUUGUCAAAUGAUAGAAACGUAAUGUCACAUGUGUGAAGUCACCUUGAAAGUGACGACAUGCUGUGUGUAAGAUACCAGAUUCCCUCAUGAGUUCCAAGUUGGUGUGCAGCUAAGAGCCACAACUAUAUCCCCUCCAUUUUAAUUUAUACAAUUGUCAUUAUUGAUACAUUACUGGUAAUGAAAUGUUUGUGUGGUGUAAAUGUUCUGUAUUACUGUAAAACAAGAAAUAAAAUCAGGUUUAAUCAUC